Clonostachys rhizophaga is the source of this 942-nucleotide messenger RNA. NCBI's taxonomy places the organism in Eukaryota, Fungi, Ascomycota, Sordariomycetes, Hypocreales, Bionectriaceae. The record is from the annotation of a GenBank genome assembly.
AUGAUUAUACUCACUGGCCUAAAAUGCCUCUUCCAAAAGCAACUGCCCGAGAUGCCCAAAGAUUAUGUCGCAAGGCUUGUAUACGAUCGCACUCACCUGUCCAUCGCCAUCGUCAAGAAACCAAUGGAGGUCAUCGGCGGUAUAACAUAUCGCGAGUUUCGCGCGCGCAAGUUCGCCGAGAUUGUCUUUUGUGCCGUUUCGUCUGAUCAACAGGUCAAAGGGUACGGAGCUCAUCUCAUGGCGCAUCUGAAGGACUACGUCAAAGCUACUUCGCCGGUGAUGCACUUCCUGACCUAUGCCGAUAACUAUGCUACGGGAUAUUUCAAGAAGCAGGGCUUUACGAAGGAUGUUACUCUCGACAAGCCCAUCUGGAUGGGGUUUAUCAAAGAUUACGAAGGGGGGACACUGAUGCAGUGUUCUCUCCUCCCUCGGAUACGCUAUCUUGAAGUCGGCCGCAUGCUUCUCAAGCAGAAGGAAACCAUCAUGGCCAAGAUCAAGGCACAAUGGGCCAACGGCAUCACCCCCAUCGACUCGCUUUCUAUCCCUGCCAUCCGGGCCACGGGUUGGUCUCCCGACAUGGAUGAGUUGUCACGGGCGCCUCGCCACGGGCCCCAUUUCAACGAAUUCCGGCGGUUCCUGUAUCAAAUUCAAAAUCACAAGCAAGCAUGGCCGUUCCUCCAUCCAGUCAACAGGGACGAGAUUCCCGAGUAUUACAAGGCCAUUGCGCAGCCAAUGGACCUUUCGACCAUGGAGGAGCGGUUGAUGAGUGAUUUCUACACAACGCCGACGGACUUUGUGGCCGAUUUCAAAUUGAUAUUCAGCAACUGUAAGCAGUACAACGAUGCGUCGACAGUGUAUAGCAAAUGCGCGGUCAGGCUGGAGAAGUAUAUGUGGACUCUGAUCAAGGAAAUCCCAGAGUGGUAUCAACUGCUUGAAGAAUGA